Ceraceosorus bombacis is the source of this 1982-nucleotide messenger RNA. Lineage: Eukaryota; Fungi; Basidiomycota; Exobasidiomycetes; Ceraceosorales; Ceraceosoraceae. The record is from the annotation of a GenBank genome assembly.
AUGACGUCCGCAGCCUCGACUCAAACACCCCAGCAGGUGGCACAGCUGGAGUACACUCCCAUCGACACCAUCGCCGGUAUCAAUGCAGAGCUCCGCAAGAACUUUCUCACUGGCAAGACGAGAAGCUUGGAGUACCGCAAAGCUCAGCUGAAGCAGCUCUACUUCUUGCUCAAUGUAAGUAGUUGCUCGGGUAGGAGUGUCCUGCCGCUGAACAGUGACUUGACACUGUUCGCACGCAUUCAUGCUGCCUUGUAUGUCGCCUAAUGUUCGUCCUGCACAUCACUUUACCAUCAGGACAAUGCAGAGGAGAUUGCCAAGGCUAUCAACAAGGAUCUCGGACGUGCCAGCUUCGAGACCAACAUGGCCGAGAUUCUCGGCACCAGCAACGAGAUCGUCGAGGCUGUACACAAUGUUGGCAAGUGGUCAAAGACCGAGAAGCCUUGGUCUGGCGUCGCUUGGGCGUUCCACUCUCCUUCCAUCCGCAAGGAGCCAAAGGGCACCGUUCUUGUUCUCGGAGCCUGGAACUACCCCGUUUCGGUGCAGAUCGGUCCCGUGAUUGGCGCUCUCGCUGCUGGAUGCACGGUUGUCCUUAAGCCUUCCGAAGUGGCACCACACUCUGCCAAGCUCUUUGCUGAGCUCUGGCCCAAGUACCUCGACCCCGAGAGCUCGCGCAUCGUCAAUGGCGCAAUCCCAGAGACGACGGCCUUGCUUGAUAGCCGAUGGGAGCACAUCUUCUACACUGGUAACGGAACAGUUGGUCGCAUCGUCGCCGAGAAGGCUGCCAAGUGGCUCUGCCCUACCACUCUGGAGCUCGGUGGAAAGUCCCCUGUUUGGAUCGACGACUCUGCUGACCUCAAGAUCGCAGCUCACCGUGUUCUUUGGGGCAAGGCUGUUAACGCUGGACAAACCUGCAUUGCUCCUGACUACAUUCUCUGCACCAAAGCCACCCAAGACAAGCUGGCCGUCCAAUUCCAGAAGGCUGCUGAGGAGUUCUGGCCCAAGAGCAAGGGAGGUGUCAUCAAGAGUGAUGAUUACGGCCGUGUGAUCAACGUUGGUCACUGGAAACGCCUGAACCAGAUGGUCGGCGGCACCAAGGGACGCAUUGUGCUUGGUGGCGAGGGCGACGAGUCCAGCAAGUUCUUCGCACCUACUAUUGUGGCUGACUGCAAGUCGGACGACCCCCUCAUGUCUGGAGAGAUCUUCGGCCCUGUGCUUCCCAUCCUCCCUGUGGCGAAUCUCGACGAGGCAAUCCGCUUCAUCAACUCCCGCGACCAGCCCUUGGCCCUGUACACCUUCGGAGGUGCCAAAUCGACUAAGAAGCUGUUCGAGGAGACGCGCUCGGGCGCAGCUGUCCAGGGUGACACCCUUCUGCACUUUGCCGUCGGAACACUGCCUUUCGGCGGCACUGGUCCUUCCGGCUACGGAAUGUACCACGGCAAGGGCAACUUUGACACCUUCACCCACACCAGAGCAAGCUUGGACGCUCCCUCGUCUGGCGUCCUCGGCAAGGUCGUCGAGGCCAUCAUGGCUAUGCGCUACCCUCCUUACACCUCCGCCAACCUCACCAAAUUCAAGCUGGCAACGCAACUCAGCGCUGGCUUCGGUCGCCCAAAGAACCCUCACGCUAGUGUGACCCAGAAGGUAAGUCCUCGGGAGGUGUGAUGCCGUGUAGCAAGUCGGAAGUGCGCCGCAUUUGGUCGAACCUUGUUUCUCUUUCAAUCACAAGCGCGCCAGUACCGAGUGCUGAGCUGCGUCCUUUCUUCGUUCUUCUUUUUGCUCUCUUGCUCUUUCGCUCACUUGCUCGCUCGUCGGCCGAUGAAUCGCUUUCGCCCGCCUAAUUCGGCGCUCACUGCCACUGCCCUCCCUCCCAUCUCGCUCCGGACCAAGAGUCCAGCAGUCUAGGCUCUAAGCUCGGAUUGAUCGUUCUCGUACUCGCUAUCGUCUUUGGCGCCCGACAACGAGGACUCAUUGGAUCGCAUUGA